AUGGCCUCCGAGACCUUCGAGUUCCAGGCUGAGAUCUCUCAGCUGCUGUCUCUGAUCAUCAACACCGUCUACUCCAACAAGGAGAUCUUCCUGCGAGAGCUGAUCUCCAACGCCUCCGAUGCCCUCGACAAGAUCCGCUAUGAGGCCCUGUCGGACCCGUCCAAGCUCGACACGGGCAAGGACCUCCGCAUCGACAUCAUCCCCGACAAGGAGGCCAAGACCAUCACCAUCCGCGACACUGGUAUUGGUAUGACCAAGGCGGAUCUGAUCAACAACCUGGGUACCAUUGCCCGCUCUGGCACCAAGCAGUUCAUGGAGGCCCUCUCUGCUGGUGCUGAUAUCUCCAUGAUCGGCCAGUUCGGUGUCGGUUUCUACUCGGCCUACCUGGUGGCGGACAAGGUCACCGUCAUCUCCAAGCACAACGAUGACGACCAGUACAUCUGGGAGUCCAGCGCCGGUGGUACCUUCACCCUCACCCCCGACCUCAACGGUGAGCCUCUGGGCCGCGGUACCAAGAUGGUCCUGCACCUGAAGGAUGAGCAGACCGACUACCUGAACGAGAGCAAGAUCAAGGAGGUCGUCAAGAAGCACUCCGAGUUCAUUUCCUACCCCAUCUACCUCCACGUCCUCAAGGAGACCGAGAAAGAGGUUCCCGACGAGGAGGCCGAGGAGAAGAAAGAGGAGGAGGAAGGCGAGGAGAAGAAGGCCAAGAUUGAGGAGGUCGACGAAGAGGAGGAGGAGGAGAAGAAGAAGGAGAAGAAGACCAAGAAGAUCAAGGAGUCCAAGAUCGAGGAGGAGGAGCUCAACAAGACCAAGCCCAUCUGGACUCGCAACCCCGCCGACAUCACCCAGGAGGAGUAUGCCUCCUUCUACAAGUCCCUCUCCAACGACUGGGAGGACCACCUCGCCGUCAAGCACUUCUCCGUCGAGGGUCAGCUCGAGUUCCGCGCCAUCCUCUUCGUUCCCAAGCGCGCUCCCUUCGACCUCUUCGAGACCAAGAAGCAAAAGAACAACAUCAAGCUGUACGUCCGCCGUGUCUUUAUCACCGACGACGCCACCGACCUCAUUCCCGAGUGGCUCGGCUUCAUCAAGGGUGUGGUCGACUCUGAGGACCUGCCUCUCAACCUGUCUCGUGAGACCCUGCAGCAGAACAAGAUCAUGAAGGUCAUCAAGAAGAACAUUGUCAAGAAGACCCUCGAGCUCUUCAACGAGAUCGCCGAGGACCGCGAGCAGUUCGACAAGUUCUACAACGCCUUCAGCAAGAACAUCAAGCUGGGUAUCCACGAGGAUGCUCAGAACCGCCAGGCUCUGGCCAAGCUGCUGCGCUUCAACUCGACCAAGUCUGGUGACGAGACCACCUCGCUCACCGACUACGUCACCCGCAUGCAGGAGAACCAGAAGCAGAUCUACUACAUCACCGGCGAGUCCCUCAAGGCUGUUUCCCGUUCUCCGUUCCUCGACACGCUCAAGCAGAAGAACUUCGAGGUCCUGUUCCUGGUUGACCCGAUUGACGAGUACGCCUUCACUCAGCUGAAGGAGUUCGACGGCAAGAAGCUGGUCGACAUUACCAAGGACUUCGAGCUCGAGGAGAGCGACGAGGAGAAGAAGGAGCGUGAGAAGGAGGAGAAGGAGUUCGAGGGUCUGGCCAAGGCCCUGAAGAACAUCCUGGGCGACAAGGUUGAGAAGGUCGUUGUGUCCCACAAGCUGAUUGGCUCUCCUUGCGCCAUCCGUACCGGCCAGUUCGGUUGGUCCGCCAACAUGGAGCGUAUCAUGAAGGCCCAGGCUCUGCGUGACACCUCGAUGAGCUCGUACAUGGCCUCCAAGAAGACCUUUGAGAUCUCGCCCAAGUCCCCGAUCAUCCGCGAGCUCAAGAAGAAGGUCGAGGCCGACGGCGAGAACGACCGCACCGUCAAGUCCAUCACCCAACUGCUCUUCGAGACCUCUCUGCUGGUGUCUGGCUUCACCAUUGAGGAGCCUGCCAGCUUCGCUGAGCGCAUCCACAAGCUGGUGUCUCUCGGUCUGAACGUGGAGGAGGAGACCGAGGCGGCCGAGCAGAAGCCGGCCGAGGAGGCUCCUGCUGAGGCGACUGGCGAGAGCGCCAUGGAGGAGGUUGACUAA
Rasamsonia emersonii CBS 393.64 is the source of this 2118-nucleotide messenger RNA. RefSeq names its product Heat shock protein 90. Gene Ontology annotation, cellular component: cytosol; protein-containing complex; plasma membrane. Gene Ontology annotation, molecular function: ATP-dependent protein folding chaperone; ATP hydrolysis activity; ATP binding. Lineage: Eukaryota; Fungi; Ascomycota; Eurotiomycetes; Eurotiales; Trichocomaceae. The record is from RefSeq and is a predicted model, not a curated record. Bases 1 to 2118 code for a protein of 705 amino acids. The transcript has 2 exons. Gene Ontology annotation, biological process: cellular response to heat; protein stabilization; protein folding.